AUGUGUAGGGGUUGUCCCCCUAUCAUUCUUGGCGGUCUUACCUUAUCCUAUCCUCGCAGCGUCAGGGGAUUGCCUCCUCGGUUGCAGAGCCCUGGAUGUGUAGGGGUUGUCCCCCUAUCAUUCUUGGCGGUCUUAUCCUAUCCUCGCAACGUCAGGGGAUUGCCUCCUCGGUUGCAGAGCCCUGGAUGUGUAGGGGUUGUCCCCCUAUCAUUCUUGGCGGUCUUACCUUAUCCUAUCCUCGCAGCGUCAGGGGAUUGCCUCCUCGGUUGCAGAGCCCUGGAUGUGUAG
Molecule: messenger RNA, 288 nt
Organism: Nezara viridula (southern green stink bug)
Lineage: Eukaryota; Metazoa; Arthropoda; Insecta; Hemiptera; Pentatomidae
Source: the annotation of a GenBank genome assembly